AUGGGCGGAGCCGGCGAAGGCGACGCGUGGGCGGAUCAGGAGCAGGGCAACGGCGGGGGCAGCCGUGGUGUUGGCGGCGGCGGCGAGGCGAAGCGGUCGGAGAUCUACACGUAUGAGGCCGCCUGGCACAUCUACGCGAUGAACUGGAGCGUGCGCCGCGAUAAGAAGUACCGGCUUGCCAUCGCCAGCCUCCUCGAGCAGGUCACCAACCGCGUCGAGGUCGUCCAGCUCGACGAGGCCUCGGGUGACAUCGCCCCCGUCCUCACCUUCGACCACCAGUACCCGCCCACCAAGACCAUGUUCAUGCCGGACCCGCACGCCCUCCGCCCCGACCUCCUCGCCACCUCCGCCGACCACCUGCGCAUCUGGCGCAUCCCGUCCCCCGACGACGCCGAGGACGGCGCCGCCUCCGCCAACAACAACAACGGCUCCGUCCGCUGCAACGGCACCCAGCAGCCGGGCAUCGAGCUGCGCUGCGAGCUCAACGGCAACCGCAACAGCGACUACUGCGGCCCGCUCACCUCCUUCGACUGGAACGACGCCGACCCGCGCCGCAUCGGCACCUCCUCCAUCGACACCACCUGCACCAUCUGGGACGUCGAGCGCGAGGCUGUUGACACCCAGCUCAUCGCCCAUGACAAGGAGGUCUACGACAUCGCCUGGGGCGGUGCGGGGGUCUUUGCCUCUGUCUCCGCCGACGGCUCUGUCCGCGUCUUUGAUCUACGGGACAAGGAGCACUCAACAAUCAUUUAUGAGUCUGGUUCAGGUGGCAGCGGCGGAGGUGGUGGCGGUUCCAACUCGGGCGCCGGGGAUGGUGGGGCUGCGUCCCCGACACCACUCGUGAGGUUGGGCUGGAACAAGCAGGACCCAAGGUACAUGGCCACCAUCAUCAUGGACAGCCCCAAGGUGGUUGUGCUUGAUAUCCGCUACCCAACACUGCCAGUGGUAGAGCUACACCGGCACCACGCCCCUGUCAAUGCCAUAGCGUGGGCGCCUCACUCUUCUUGCCACAUCUGCACAGCUGGGGAUGACAUGCAGGCACUGAUAUGGGAUUUGUCAUCUAUGGGAACUGGUAGCAAUGGCAGUGGCAAUGGGAAUGGUAACGCAGCCACGGCAGCAGCAGCAGAGGGCGGUCUUGAUCCCAUUUUGGCAUAUACAGCAGGGGCAGAGAUUGAGCAGUUGCAGUGGUCGGCGACCCAGCCUGACUGGGUUGCAAUCGCAUUCGCCAAUAAGCUUCAGAUUCUCAGGGUCUGA
Messenger RNA from Miscanthus lutarioriparius, 1254 nucleotides. The record is from the annotation of a GenBank genome assembly. Lineage: Eukaryota; Viridiplantae; Streptophyta; Magnoliopsida; Poales; Poaceae.